This is a messenger RNA of Penicillium canescens, 579 nucleotides long. Its product is annotated as glycoside hydrolase family 134 protein. The record is from RefSeq and is a predicted model, not a curated record. The transcript has 4 exons. Lineage: Eukaryota; Fungi; Ascomycota; Eurotiomycetes; Eurotiales; Aspergillaceae. Bases 1 to 579 code for a protein of 192 amino acids.
AUGCAGCUUCUUUCUGUCUUCGGUGCUUUGGCCCUGGUACCUGCCGUCAUCUCGUCUCCUGCAACAGGAUUCAAGCUUGCUACCCGCGAUGAUGACCGAGGCAGCCAGACUGUUCCUGGACUUGGGACUCGUAAGCAAGCAGUGAUUGGUGCCGGUGGCAACACCCGCGAUAUGGCUAUUGCGAUGCUGGAGACAGAUACCAUGACUACCGAUUACACAUAUGGCGACGGAAAGACUGGCGAUGGCACCAACUUUGGCAUUUUCAAGCAGAAUUGGUACAUGUUGCGCACCUCUGCAUCCGAGUUUUUGGGCGAGAGCAUGAGCCAGGUUGCCGAUGGCGCGAUUUUGAACUCCGACUUGGGCAAAGACAUCCGGGCCCGUCACGACGGCGAGAACAAGUAUGGCUUUGAUGUUUGGUUUGCUGGCCACCGCAAUGGACAGUCCGGUGUCGAGAGUCCUAACAGUUCGGACAUCACAGGAUACAAGGAUGCCGUUCUGUGGAUUCAACAGCAGAUCGAGAGCGAUGACAAGUACCAGAGUGAUGAUACUCGCUUCUGGGUCAAAGUCAAGGCCAUCUAA